Messenger RNA from Amoebophrya sp. A120, 9609 nucleotides. Lineage: Eukaryota; Dinophyceae; Syndiniales; Amoebophryaceae. The record is from the annotation of a GenBank genome assembly.
AAGUGUAUAAUAGCAGGAGCAGAUCACAGUAACUGAGUAUGGUUUUUUUGUGAGACAAGCGAUUUCAACAUUUUCAACACCUAAGUAGAAGAUUUGAAGUGAGAUAAAACGAAAACCAAGAAGAAAAACGAAUUCAUGUCGGGGUCGCAUUAUGGGGGUGUCAGGAUCGAAAUCAACAAAGAUGAGAAAAUUUGUAAUGCAUAAAACUGAUACCAUUUCUGUUUAGAGUCGGCGCAUGACAAAUUUCCUCUAAAGCAAGUAUGUCAUUGUGUUUGGGACAAAAGGGCUCUCCUCUGUCAUGCUAAUCAGCCGCCCAACGCUCGACCCUUGUCAGCACUACAAUCUGCCUCCCUUGCGUCCUGUGCAACAGAGGCACUUCUUGCGUCGCCUUUUACUUUUAUGCAUGACAAACUAUAAUUUCAUCUUUGACGACUACUUCGAGCAUGACACCCCCAUAGUACGCAGGAGCCAGAGAGACCGCCCGAGCGGAUCGGGUUCCACGUCACUCCCGCGACCUACCCGUUCAGGAAGGAACGGACCCUCCGGGAAGAACCGGGGACGACGUCGCAAUACCUUGGAUAUCAAAUGUAGAAAUGUCUGCGUCUGGGAGCAGGAUGGAACUUGUCAUGCUAAAUCUGAAUCAGGCAAAAUACUGUGUUGCGUGAUUGCCAAAUAAAGUUGUGCACUUUUGACCUAAUCGAGAGGCAGUUUCUCAUGCAGGAUAGGCAUUGGAAAGGUCUCGCAGAAUCUGUCAUGCUAUGUCCUACAUACCAGACCUCAUGGGCCAUGGAAAACCUGCAUGACAAAACUGACCAUCUUCCAGACCCAGACAUUUUUGCAAUCCAUAUUGGAGAAUGGGAAAUAGUCGACAAGCUGAACACACCCUCGCGCGUGGUGUUUUAUGAUGUGGAAAGUGGACGGGUAUGCCUUGCAAAUAAAUGAGUAUGUCUGGGUCCUCUGGAUAAUUUGUGAUGCGGGACGAGCAGUUGUAGUUAAAUGAGGACAUCAAGAUCUGAAUCUGUAAUGCAUGAGUACGAUUCUUGGCCAGUUUUUCUUUUUUUAUCGUGCUGCUGGAUGGCAGUUUGUAAUGCUAAAUACGAAGUAGGAAUCCGCAGGAAGCUGAGGGAAAUAACUUCAUCUCAUGCUGUAAUGCCGUACAGGCAGGCUGCCUGUACGGCAUCACAGCAUGAGGCAGUCUGUAAUGCAAAUGUCAGCAACACAAGUUUCCAGACCCAGACAGACCCAUGUUUGCAGUGGAUACCGGGCGGAGAAGUACCUCUUCGCGGCCGGUUUCGCCAGCCACGUGGGACAGGGCGAGGUCACGUGGUUGGCGAAGCCGGCCAAGGUCGGCCCGGAUCCUGCGACGGGGAAAGACAGUUUUCGCCUGCCACCGCCCGAAGUGCAGGCGUAUCAAAGUGAAACACGAAGCCCCCCCCAGAUACAACACGACAAGAAAGACAGCGCCACCCUCUUGCAAAGUUUUUGCUCGUGAAGAUCUUCACCAGCGACCAAGCUGUAACGUCAAAGGGGCUUUCGCAUUGUGCUUUGUUCAGCACGAUGCGAGCCAACAACUGUUGCUCUCUUGCCUGAAAUAGCAUGACAAAUUUCCUGCUGGUGCAUGAGGGGAGGGGGAAUUUUUCCUGACCAUAAAGCAGACAACUUCUCCUGGCAUUUCCCGGGUGACGACGAGGCGCGGGCGGCGAUGGAUAUUGUGAAGAAAAAUCCCCCCUCCCCAUAUACUCGGAAAGGUGGAAAUUUGUGAUGCAAUUGGAUUUGCGUACACAAAUCGGAAUCGGCUUGUGUUGCUAGAAGGCCAAGAGACGUAGUUGCGGCCUUGAUUGCAGGCACUUUCUCAUGCUGUUUCCCACUUCCAAUUGCCUCCUGUCAACAUCGACUGAAGAUGCAAGGCCUUCCCACGUCGCCAGCUGCGAGGACUACCUUGUUCUAGCAUGACAACAUGAUUUGUGGGCCGCCCAAAUCCUGCUACACAGAUCUGCGUUUUGGUAUGGGGAGGGGGGAUUUUUCAUUGUGAUAAUGCAAACCGCACAGACUUUGCCAGAAAUCCGUGCUGCAAUGCGAAACGCCGCGGAGCGCUACGUCAAAAAGAACACUCCCUGUCCGCUGCCGCCCUGCGGUGCGCAAGAACUAGUCGUCACGCAGAAGGCCGCCGCACUGGGGAGCAAAAAUUUUCCGCGGGACGUCGCCAUCUCUGAUUUUUCCGAGAACUUCGGCUGCUUCGCUGUGAUUUCAAUGGAGAGGCUGGAGGCGUGCGGCGCCCAGAUCCUCGGCUUGGUAAAGCCAGCAAAGGUCAGGAAGUGGCUGGCAGAAGAAGCACUACCGGAUAUCCCGUGUAAAAACGUCCCCACCCCAGAGCUGUAAUGCAGAUCUGCACUCAACACAGGAACGCUUGUAAUGCGCGUGCGUAGAAGCCAAGAGAGGCAUUUCUAAUUGUGUUCUGGCCUUUAUUGUAAUGCCGCAAACAGGAUAGGGAGAUGGCUUCUUCAUGCGGCUGUCCUUUCUAACCUGCACUACAGUACAGCGAGAAGCUUGUCAUGCGUGACUCCCAACUACACUGCCGGACUUGUAUGGCAGAGUUCCCCCCGUCUCGACUCGGGGGUCGUGGGGACGUUCUUACAGAGGAUACCGGAGUUGUACUCCGAAGUCGACUUCGUGCACGAGGACGUUUUUUUUCGGAACAUCGGCCUGCGACGAGUUAUUUCGCAGUAUGCACUGCAAAAGAAAGUAACAGUAUCGUACUAACAGAAAUUGCAUAGACAAUAUUUCCUAGCAUCCAAAAUGGAGUUUGUAAUGCUGAAUAUUGUACACACGUAGAAGAUCUGUCAUGCAGUAUUCUAUUGCGAUUAAUACAGCGAGUACGAUACUGUAGUUCUUUCACAGGAUAUUAUACAACAGGCGGAUACAACAACUUCGCAAGACAGCGUCCACGAGCUGGUGCUUUUCGACUUCGGGGUAGGGAGAGUAGUGAACGCAGAUGCAGCCUCGCUGGAGGAGAAUAUGCAUUGCAGAUAUGUCCUUGUGUCUGGAAAGAAUGGGAGUUGUGAUGCUUAAACUCUCUAUGCUCCAAAAACUUGUAUUGCAUGAGCAGGAAAAGGUGCUUGGAUUUUUGCCACCCGAGAACGCAUUUCUGAUGUGGGAUAGGCAUGAGCAAGCCUGUGCGAAAGGUGUGAUGCUGAUGCUAGAGCAUGCAGUACAAACAAAAGCGGCGCGGAUCAUGCUUAUGUGCAAUCGUGCAUGACAAACUUCCAGACCCAGACUGCAUAUUUGCAAUGCAUACAGCAGCUGUUGCAGCAACUUAUGUUCGACUCUGAGGUAUUACAGCGCACAACUCCCCCUCCGCCUCAUUUGUCAUGCAAAAUCAAAAAAAAUCCAGCUGUGAUGCUGCCUCGUAGCACUGUUUGCAUGACACAUUCUGGAAGCGGAAGCCCAAAUAGAACUACAAUUCGUGCAAAAGCCUGUCAUGCACAGCAUACACGUGUGCUGUUCAUGAUACACAAAUGAGGGGGACGAGGGGGAGUUGUGCACUCUCAUAAAAGGCGGCAAAAGUCCAGCUUCACAUGGAGAAAUCUGAGGAAUACCUCAAAAAAAGGAAACAAGCAGCCCAGGAUCGUGCCUGCGGAAGUCCGGCCCGGCGCGCGUCGACCGGCGGCGGCACUACUACCACUGCGGCCCCUGCGGCUCCUGCCCAACAACAGCAGGCCUCGCAAUUGGACGCGCUCGGGCAUCCACUUCUCCCCUCGUCACAGCAACAGGAAAUCAACGGUCGUCGAGCGCCUCCCUUCACAACGUCCAAGGCCGCAUCCGAAGUGCCUCCCUUCAUUCCUGCGCAGCGAGCGGGGAAAGCACCGCCACCCCGAGCGACGCCGAGCGUAGAGCAGUACGCAGAAAAAUCUUGGUAGUUGUACCACAGAUUUGCUAUGCAAAAAUUACCUCCACCUGCUCUGCACAGCAAAUAAUAGAUUGUCUGAAAAGAAACACUACUUUUAGUGUUUUGCAUGUUCCGCAUCGAAUGAGAAAGCGGGCCAUAUUGAACCCGCCAGCACCAGGACUUUAUGAUUUUGCAUCGCAAAAAGAAGGCGGUCAGAUUGAUACAACUGUUCUUUUUUCUGUGCGAUUAUGGUGAAGUAGAAGCCGGGUCGAGGAGACAAGCAAUGCUUGGUGAAGUUUCAUCGUCUUCUUCCUCUUUUGACCCCACCACCGGAGGAACCAUCAGUCAAACUACCCGGACGGCUCUUUCCGAGGCGGGCCGCCACCAGCUAUCAGAGAAACGAAACCAAAGCUCCCCUCCCAUACUCAAUGGAAGAUGUGAUGUGAAGAUCACAUUGUGAUGCCAGAUUUGCUAAAGAGAAUUCAAAUUUGUGUUGCAAAUGAGUGCGAAAGCGAGAGCUGUAUCGGCGUGGAAAUUUCAGAGCAUAUCUUGUAGUAAAAUCAUGCAUCCUCGCAGAGCACAUCUAUUAACAACUUGACUAUGGGACCAGAGGAUGCAACAUGUUCCCCCUUUUCUUUCCCAUACAAACACCACCCUUCCGGAGAACAGCUGCAGCAAGCGAACAUGCUAAACGUCAACAGCCGGCCGCAACAGAGGCAAGAUCAAGUACGGACAAACACGAACCCGCGGCGGGCCAACUCCCUCCUUGCCCUGCAGCGCGAGACCGAACUGAUCAGCGGCGCUAAGGCUAACCUUCACAUGUUGAUGCUCGACUUACACGAAAUUGCUGCCAGUAUGGGAGAAGUUAUGCCUAGCAAAUAUGUUUUUCAGGUGGUCUGGAAGGAUGCAGUCUGUCAUGAGUUGUGCACCACAGCACCACACUUACCAUUUGUUUGUCAUUCAGAUAAAUGAAAUUCAUUUUCUUUUUCUCACCUUCACACGGUUUCCGCUACAACUAGACGUCGUUGUCGCUCAGGAACUUGUCAUGCGUUGCGCCGUAGCUGCGGAGGUUGCUUGUCAUCCGCGCACAAGCGUCACGUCUUCCCAGACCCAGGCCACGACCACGUAUUUGCCAUGCAUAGAAACGCCCGAGCAGCCACUGGCGGCGUUCAGGAGGUUGUGCAGCGGCCAGCCGGAUUUCCAAUUUGCCACACAGUUGCUCAAGUUGUUCCGGUAUCCACUGCAAACAUGUCUGGGUCUCGAAGAAUGCAAGGAAGUCUCUCAUGCUUGGCCGACAAGACAAAAAAAUCUGUCAUGCUCCUUGGUUCGCUACAGUGCCAUUUGUUUGGCAUGCAAAAAGGCCAUUUGUCAUGCGGUCCAGAAACUUGUCAUGCGCGGCUCCUUAAUACAGGUUGCGUACCACGAUUCGGACAUCAGCAUCACAACUUUCCAGACCCAGACGUAUUUCCAAUGCAUACCCGGAGUUACGAUUUCAAUGCAGCAGCUCGAUCGCUCGAGAACCGGAUUUCGGUCCCAUCGCACCACCAGCAGGCGAUCGCGAGAGGAUCCAAUAUCCACACCAAAAACUGUUUUGGCGGAUAGGAGCUGCAUUGAUGCUCAGGAUGCAACAGGAAGGAGCUCGCUAUACCUUGUACGCAUGAAAUUGAAAGCUGAGAGGCGUUUGUUUUUGCCCCCUGUUUCUCUCAUUUCUUUGUGAUGAUAAUUUCUAAGUUCGCAGCUCUGCAAAUUAUUUGCUUCGCGAUGUGCUGGAGCGAACCCGCGGUCGUGCAGCUACAUGAACAAUAAACCUGGCAGCUCACACCAAAACAGCUUUUUGUUUUCCUGCGAUAUUGGACCGUGGAAUCGCAGAACCAGCAAAUAAUCUGCCGCCUCCAGCAAAGCAGCCCCCCAUGGCAUUCUACAACAGCACCGGCAGCCACGCGCAAUCAUCUUCGUCGAACAAACGUAUUUCUUUUGAUUUUUUUACCGGGUGAAAUUUUUUGUUUUGCGGUUUUGGAGGUGAGGUUUGAUUGUCAUGAACAUGAUGGAUCACAGCAUGGUCAUGGUCUUGUUUUAUAUAUUUUUCUUUGCACAGCAUUGACGAAGCGUGAAGUUGUUGCUUUUAUUCUAGCGUCUUCUACUAUCAGGCACGAUUGACAAGCGAUCCCCACUGGAUGACGAUGUUCUUGUUCCCCGCCCAACUGCUUCCACGUCUGGCCCUCCGGUGCAGAAGUCUAGGGGUGGUCCGCCGCCAUCCGCAGCUCUUCUUCAGCUCGGUACAGCAACGAACAAAUCGCAGUCCGGCGGCGCUUCUCGUCCUCCUUGGGAACUGCAACUACAAGUGCCUCAAGUUGGGCUUCCCUUCGGAGGGAUGUUUCGGAGCGGCACAGUACUGCAACAUCAACAUGGCGACCCACAUCAACAUGGCGACCCACAUCAACAUGGCGACCCAACUCUGGUUGUAGGCGGUUUCACGAGGAAUGCAGUACUACCACAGGGAGCGGACGAGCCGCCACACGGCAAAAGUAACAAUGGCGGGAACAAAAACGGCGAAUUUUUCCAGUUGAGUAAAGGUGGACAUCAUGCAGUUGUGCUCGGCGGAACGGAAAAAGGCAAUUAUGGCGGACACAAAAACAACGCCGCGAGUUGGAGCAAACACGAAAAUCAUGCAGAAGUGCCACUUCUAGCGGCACCGCAACAUCUUCACAAGGGCGAUUUGGUGAACUACAAGAAGGGGUUAGUCCAACAAGUCGGUGGGACCAAAGAUGGAACUCCUCAAAACCAUCCAGUUGUGCUCGCAGCACCCCAACUACACAAGGGCAGCUCGGUACUAGGUGACACGAACGGAUUGAAUGCCGGCGGGAGUGGUACCAAAGAAGAUGGGAAGCCUGCAGUACCACCACCAGCGGCGCCGCAGCACAUCAAGGGCGGCUUGGUUAGCUACAAGGACGGAUUGAAAGGCAGCGGGCCUCCUGUGAGCAAAGGUGGGAAAAAUCGUGAUCCCGCUGUAGGAGUGGUGUCGCAAAAUAAUGCCAAGUACGGCUUGAACAACGGGGGAGCGCAAAAGGGCGGCGGAAAUGUGAGCAAAGGCGAAUCAGCCACGGGCAUCCACACAAAAGCAGCACCGCAUCAAGCCGCGGAACAGAACCAUACCAAGGGAAAAGGACCCGGAAGUGGAAAUAAUGAUAAAGGCGAGGACAACGGCGGGAAGAAAGGAACAAAAGGCACUGGAGUUGCUGUGCCGAAGCCUCAAUCGACCGGACCUGUCGCUUCGAAAGGGAAUAAAGCCGCCCCAGAGGAAGCCGUUGUUCCAAACGCAGCCGCUGUUCCAAAAGCAGCCGCUCAAAAAGCCGCUCCACCUGCCCUAUCUUGUGUAAAAACGCCCCGACCCCACAGCUGUCAUGCAAAUCUGCAUGCUGUUGAAAAGUCUCUCAUUCGGAGCCCCACGAGACGCAUUUUGUAGUGCUGUUUGGAAAUUUGUGAUGCUCAAAAAAUCAAUAAUCACAAAUUAGAUUUGAUGUGAUGCUGCUGCACUAGCCAAAGGGGAGUAAAUUGUGAAGGCAAACUUGUCAUGCGCAACAGCUACCGUGUGUUGAUUUGUGUCGCAGAUUUCCCAAGUUGGCUAUGGGGUUGGGACGUUUUUGGACAGGAUAUGUCCCGGCCGUUCCGCAUCAAGCCAAGGCGAAUCCUCCGGUGCGAGCAGGUGGCGCUGUCGUCGGUCGUACGCCGGGAAACUUCUACACCAAAAACGACAAAGCGGUUUCUCUCUGGGCCUUGCUGCACAGGUACACUCGAGAAAAAGCCGAGGAGGACAGGACGACAGAGAACGAUGCGAUUAUCUUCAAAACCAUAGGAACGAGGGCUGGGAAAAAUGAAUAUGCUGUGUAAAAACGUACUACCCACCCCAUCUUUAGUGUCACGCAAAUCUACUUCUGUGACGCACGGAUUUGAAGAGUUGUCAUGCUGUAAUCAGCUGCAUAAGUCCAUGCGCUGCACUAGCCAAGCUGCUACCUAUUGGAACAACUUUCGUCAUGAUACGUGAAUUCCAACCACCGCCUCUGAGAGUUUGCGUAGUGAAUUCCGCGUCCUCUUGAAUAUGGGGUGAGAAGGUUUUUAGUCAGGAUACUUAAGUGAGCGCGAACACGGCUUGGAACAAGCAGCAGCUGGACGAUUUGUUCGACCCCCGCAAGAACGUACGAGUUGCAAAUCUGUCUGGGUCUGGAACAAAACUGUGAUCAUGCUAGAGCGUGGAUGAUGCGCUACAAAGAACCCACCUAUGUUGACAAGGCGUUGCUGCGUGAUUACGGCUUCUAGCAUAAAUUGCCACUUGACAAGUCACGUCUUUGGGUGACGGAUAGAUUGCGCUGUGGCUGUAGUGCAACCAGCAUGACAGACUUCGCUCUCUGUCUCUUCUCAGACAAACAUGAGUAGAAUAAAUCUCGCAAUCUUUCAAACCGGGUUCUGGACGCAGACGUAUUUGCAUUUGAUACGACGGCUACGAGGACAACAUCGUGGGCAUCAAGAACUUUCUCCGCAGGAAAGAGGACAACAUACCGGACAAGGACCUGAAGAAGUACCCGAAGACGCAAGAAGAUUACGAAAAAAUUUUAAACGUGGACCAUGAACACCCGCACUACAAGUUCUACAAGCUGAAGAACCAGGUGAUAUAUCCAAGAGACGAGUGAUCCCCUCCCGUUGCCGGAAAUAUAUCAUAAGUACACCCGAUCUGUCAUGCUGGAUACUUCACAAGCGAUAGAGCAUUAAGUACGCAGCUGUGCAAGUGAUGUCAUGCAACUGUAUUUCGAGUACGGGGAGCCGGGAUUUUUGUUCCUCCCGAUACGGACAAAGUGUACCCGAAGCGCGCUGGUGGCGCUGCGAAACAGUAAUGCAGCCAGGAAUUUCACGAUCAGAAAAAUGAAUUCUUCUUUGGUCUACGUAGUCAUUCAGAACCGGAAAAACGGAGCAACUACGUCGCGAGCGAGCCGUGUGCUUCAGCACCACAACCUCUGACGACCACCCCAUCACAGCCCAUCGCAGCAAAACGCACAUCCACCCCUUGCAGACGAAGAGGAACACCGAGAAACAAAUGACCUACCCCAACCGCAUGUCUCGCCGCGGUGUUACCCCCUCAGAAGCAGCAAGCUGCUUUUUCUCGAUUGGAUCAUCUUCGAAUCUAAAAACUACAGGGAGAAGUACAAGGACGGUCAAUCUCGCCUCCUUUGAUAGAGAAAAAUGAAAUAGCCGGCCGCACGACGGAGGCUAGGACUACAUUUUCGUAACGAUAAAUACGGAGUGAUAAGUACAACAACUGAGCCGGACACUUAGUGCUGCCGACUCGUCAAGAACCAAACAGCUAUACCACAGCCACUUUGCCUUUCUACCAAAUAUGCCAGGACGGAGUAAAGAGAACUCGAACGUUGUGGACACGCAACACCAGCUGCAGAGAACCGUUAUUCGAAUAAACCAUCUUGAAGGCGGAAUAUCGAGGUUUAGAUCGUAAUACUCUUCUUCUAUUCUCAGAGUUAUUGCUAGGUGAGCCCCAGCAACCACUUAAUGCUGAAAAUCUAUGAAAAUGAAGGCAGCAGCUCCUUGAAGACAAAAUCUGAAUCAGUGCGCCAAACAAGCAGGAAGACCGUCGACUCUCGUUUUUAAUUCUGAAUAUUGGAAGUUGAUGUAGUAGGUUCACAUUUGGAGCCUCGAUCUGUUUUCGGUGCGGAUCGUCA